AUGUCUGGUUUAGAAGAAAUUAUAACCGAAUCCUCCGCAGUAAAAGACAACCAGGACAUUGGUGGAGAUGAAGAAGACCUGAGCGACGAAGAGUUUGUGGACCCGACACGAUAUGUGUUUUACAGAGAUAGAAAAGAAUGGGCUGAUCUGGAACCUGUUCCCCAAGACGAUGGUCCAAAUCCAGUGGUGAAAAUCGCCUAUUCUGACAAGUUUUCUGAUGUUUACAAUUAUUUCCGAGCGCUGCUGAAGAAAGAUGAGAGAAGUGAGCGAGCAUUGGCUUUAACUUCAGAUGCCAUCGACCUGAAUGCUGCCAACUACACAGUGUGGCAUUUCAGGCGAGUGCUGCUACAGUCGUUAGGGAAAGACCUGAGGGAGGAGAUGAGGUACAUCACUGCCAUCAUUGAGGAGCAGCCCAAGAAUUAUCAAGUCUGGCAUCACAGGCGGCUGGUGGUGGAGUGGCUGAAAGAUCCUUCUGAGGAGCUGGAGUUCAUUGCUGAAAUUCUGAGUCAAGACGCCAAAAAUUACCAUGCCUGGCAGCACCGGCAAUGGGUCAUCCAGGAAUUCAAGCUGUGGGACCACGAGUUAGAGUAUGUGGAGAGACUGUUGGAGGAAGACGUCCGGAACAACUCGGCCUGGAACCAGCGGCACUUUGUCAUCACCCACACCUCAGGUUUCUCCGAUCUGGCCGUCAUACAGCGAGAGAUCGAAUACUGUUUGACCCAAAUCAAGAAGGCGCCGCACAAUGAAAGUGUCUGGAAUUAUCUAAAAGGGAUUCUACAGGACCAUGGCCUCUGCUCUCAGCCCGGACUCAUGGAGCGUAUCCUGGAGCUGAAGGAGACUCACUGCUCUCCGUAUCUACUCGGCUUUCUGUUCGACUGCUACGAGGACGCCUUGGAAACCAGCAGCCAAUCAGAGACGGAGGAGCGGGCGGACACGCUCAGGAAGGCCCUAGAGAUUAGUGACCUGUUGGCAACGUCGAAGGACACGAUACGUAAAGAGUACUGGCUGUUUAUGGGACGAUCUUUAAAGAACAGAUUUGGAGGCGCAGAUGUGAACGCGGAGGAGGCCGUCCCGCCACCGGAGCCUCAGGAGCCUCAGGAGCCUCAGGAGCAGAGCUAA
Messenger RNA from Knipowitschia caucasica, 1119 nucleotides. NCBI's taxonomy places the organism in Eukaryota, Metazoa, Chordata, Actinopteri, Gobiiformes, Gobiidae. The record is from the annotation of a GenBank genome assembly.